Messenger RNA from Saitoella complicata NRRL Y-17804, 552 nucleotides. Its product is annotated as cytidine and deoxycytidylate deaminase zinc-binding domain protein. Gene Ontology annotation, molecular function: tRNA-specific adenosine-34 deaminase activity; zinc ion binding. NCBI's taxonomy places the organism in Eukaryota, Fungi, Ascomycota, Saitoellomycetes, Saitoellales, Saitoellaceae. The record is from RefSeq and is a predicted model, not a curated record. Bases 1 to 552 code for a protein of 183 amino acids. Gene Ontology annotation, cellular component: nucleus; cytoplasm. The transcript has 2 exons. Gene Ontology annotation, biological process: tRNA wobble adenosine to inosine editing.
AUGGCGAUGGAGACGGAAGAUUCACUACAUCAUGAGUUCAUGAGAGCCGCCCUGGACAUGGCCGAACUCGCCCUCAACACGGACGAAACCCCUGUCGGCUGCGUCUUCGUCCACCAAAACAAAGUCAUAGCCCGCGGUAUGAACGACACAAACAAAUCCCUCAACGGCACCCGACACGCCGAAUUCAUCGGUAUCGACACCAUCCUCGCCUUAGGCCACCCUCCAUCGAUUUUCGAGGAGAUUGAUUUGUAUGUUACGGUUGAGCCAUGCGUUAUGUGUGCUUCUGCUUUGAGGCAACUUCGGAUUCGGAGAGUGUAUUUCGGGUGUGGGAAUGACCGGUUUGGUGGGUGUGGGAGUGUUUUCAAGAUUCAUUCUGAUCCGGAUCCCGAUCCGGCGUAUCGUGUUUUUCCGGGGUUUUGGAGGGAGGAGGCGAUUAUGUUGUUGAGAAAGUUUUACGUGCAGGAGAAUGAGAAGGCGCCGGCGCCGAAGGCGAAGAGGGAGAGGGUGCUCAAAACGGAUUUUGAGGAGAUGGAUGUGGAGAGGUUUGUGUAG